GUUUCAAUGUCAUGCUUAGAUAAAUUUCGAAAAAAUUAAGCGUCUUUAGCAGUAAUUUAAUUAAGAUUUUUUGGGUAUGUACGAUGUAAAGCACAAUAUUUUUAACAUGCUGAGAAAUUUAAUAAUUGAAUGUUUAAAAAAGUCAAAAAAUAUUUUGAGAUUCGAACCUGAAUGACAAAAAUAAGAGAAUUUUUGUAUGAAAUUUUUAUACUUCACAAGCCAAAAAAUCCUUCUUUAGUCGAUCUUAGUCGCGGCUUUAGUCGACUUUAGCCGGUUUUAGUCGACUAUAGCCGACUAAGGAAAAAACCGUUAAUUCUUUAGUCGACUAAAGCCGACUAAGUUUUAGUCGGUUUUAGUCGACUAUAGUCGACUAAACUUCACUCGGCUUCGCCCUCUGCUAUAUUCAUUCUUCAUAAGUUUAAAUAUUUAAUUCAUUAUUCAUACAUUAAAUUUAAUUUUUCGUGCUGAUUUUGACAUUUCUUUCAUCACUUCCUCUACAUUAACUGGUUCUUCUCUAUAAAUACUUAAUAAAACAAUUAUCAGAUUUUCGUAAGGGGGGCCCGGGCCCCCUAUGGCCCCCCCCCCCCUGGCUACGCCCCUGAUUCAACAACUUUAGAAAACUUCUAAUGAUGAGCGAUUGAUAUUAAUUUAAAAUUUGUCAGGUAUCAUCUUUUCAAACAUGUCCGUCUACUGUUUUAAAUGCUUACAACAUAUUAUGUUUGAUUAUAGCCCCUAUAAACAUAAUAAAAUUAAAUAUUGUAAAAUAAAUAGAAAGCAUAAUGUUUUUCUGAAAUCCCAGAAAUGUUUAGUUUCAUCGAUGAUUUAUGGAUAUUCCAAUUAUCAGUUUGUCUCUUUGUUUGUGUGAAUUUUUAAUGUGAGCAGCAUGCUUAUUUGCAAAAUAUUACUAAUAACUAUUAAAUUUUGAGAGAAUGAGAGAUUUAAUUUUGAGAGACUUUUUUGUGCUGCAUUCCCACAAUAAAACCGAUAGUUUCACUGGCCACACACAGUAAGUAAUCAACAGAGAGAUGAUCAAGUCACAGCAAGAAAACUUAAAUCAUCUUAAGACGGCAUUUGAGGAGCAGAAUGAAAAAGAAUUCCGAUUCCUCCUUGAAACUUAUGCGUACAAUGUCAAUGUGUCAUUACACAGCACAGGAACUGAAUCAUCAUUAAUGGAGCAUAUUCUUUCAACACCAAAAUCAUCAAAUUUUAUAAAAAUCUGCUUCAAAUAUGGGGAAAGUUUUCACAAGAAAAAUUCUGGGGGUUUCUAUCUACUGGAUUAUGCCAUUAAGUCAUUAUGUGCAGAGAACUUAAAAACAUUAGUAGACCAUUUAAAUAUGCCGACUUUAAAAACCCAGACACAUCAUAUGGUUUCGUAUAGUGAGGUGGUAAACAAUAAUAAUUUUCUCCAUGAUGUUUUGCAAAGCCUUACUUCUGAAAACAAAGACGAAUGUCAAGAGAUGAUUGAAAUUCUUUUGAAACUCGGUUGUAACCCAAAUCAUUUUAAUGCAGAACAUAUUACGCCAUUUGAGUUUCUUUUGGAUAAAAUUCAAAAUGAUCAAAUUAAAAAUGAUCUGAUUCAGACAUUCUUAAACAAUUCCAUUCCUCGCAUAGAAAUAAGUGAUUCUGAAUACAACAGAAGUUUUGUGUGUAAUUUAAAAAGUGAAAAAUUGAUAAUUCGUAAUCGAUCAGUCACGGAUAUUGCCAAUUUACUUGAACUUAUUGAUCAAGGAAAUGAAGAUGAAUUUGUUACAAUGUUACAAGAAACGGAACUUCAAAAUCAAAUAUUGUAUCAUUUCAUAGAACUAAUAAAGAAGUGCAUCGAAAUGAAUUUUGUCGAGGGAGUAAAGAAGUUGCUUCUUAAAACACCUCAAAAUGAAACUUACAAGGGAUACUAUAUAGACUCGUUGAAUCCGACAAUGAUCAAAUGUGAAAUUGACGAUAAGCCAUUAUUGUUUUAUCCUAUAAAAAUGAAUCGACCCAAAAUUGUUAAAGUAUUUUUGGACCUUGAUUGUGCUCAGUUUCAGAGUGAACUGCAUUCUUAUUCUGUACUCCAUGAAAUCUGUUCAAUGAAUAAUGCUGGGUGUGAUAAGGAUUUCCAACAGUGCUUUAAUUUAAUAAUAAAAGAUCGUCGAUGUGAUUAUAAUCUUGUAAAUGGAUUUGAUCACAAUAGAAAAACCCCAUUAAUGUAUGCCUGUGAAAAUGAUCAUAAAGACAUAAUUUAUGAACUUUUAAGAAGGGGAGCAUAUAUAGGACACGAAUGCAUAGUCAAUAAUUUGAGUGAGGAUAUUUUUAAGAAAGUAUUGGAUGAAAGCAUAGUUCCAACAAGUGAUAUUAGUGAUCAAAAUUGUGCAGUCCAAAUUAAUUACAAGUUUUUGAUUCCUCCAAAAUAUUCAUUGACACGACAUGAUGAAACAAAAGCUUUAAAAUUGAUUGCAUCACAGCCAAGAUUUAAAAAUUUAAUGAUUCAUCCUGUUUUGACUUCUUAUCUUGAAUUGAAAUGGAAACGAGUGAAUGUUUUGGUCUAUAUAGCAUUAUUUCUAUACUUUAUAUUUUUCGUUUAUUUGAGCCUUUUUAUACUGAACUUUUUCAGUAAUGAUUUAUACAAUGGUAAAAGCAUUAACAAUCUAAAGGAUGAAAUAGGUUCAAGAAUUGGUAUUGCCGAGUUUUCAAGCACAAUUACGCAAAUCAAUGAAUUAGAAAACAUAAAUGUUUUGGAUGCUUUAUUUGGGAAGAGAAAAAAACGAGAAGCUAAUCCAUAUACAGACAGUUCUAUUCACUUUCCCACAGAUGAACCAGAAAUCACAAAAACAUCUCAAAUGCCGGGAACAUUUUGGAAUUAUCCAUUUGAGAAUAAUGAUCAAACUAAACAUUUAAAUGUUUCAGUUCAAAAAUAUCAAAAUCUGAAGGAAUAUAUAGCAUCCAACAAAAUGUCUUAUACUAUAUGCUUGAUCGGGACAUUAAUAUUGACAUUCUGUGAGAUUAUUCAGCUGAUUUUUUCAUGGAAGACUUACUUUUUCAAACUUAGUAACUGGGUAGAUUGGACAUUAUUAUUUCUGGCUUAUGUUGUGCUUCUAAAUAUUUUUGCAAAUGAUGUGGAAUCAUUUCGGAAAUUGAGAGCAGUUCUUUUUCUCGUCAUAGCAGUUCAAAGCUUCAUUUUAUUAUCCAGAGUUUCAAAAUUAUCACUUCAGUUGGAAAUCUUCAAGAAAGUUUCAAAGACUUUCAUCAAAUUCAUUAUGCUUUACUUUAUGCUUUUAUUUGCCUUCGCAAUGGCAUUUAACACACUUUAUGGAACUAAAAUUGCCGUACAGAAAAGUGAAGAUGGUGAUAAUAAUUCUAAGGAUAAUAAACAGCAAGAAGAAGAUUACAAUGGCUUCGAGAAUAUUUUGAUAUCAGUAAUUACAGUCAUAAGAAUGAUGCUGUCUGAUUUUGACAAAAUGAAGCUUGAACCAGAUGAUAGGUUCAAUUCUGUAAUUUUCUUGACAUUCGUUCUACUGAUCACUAUCAUAUUGUUCAAUUUACUCAAUGCACUCGCAAUUAAUGAUACACAGCAAAUAAUGAAAUCAGCAGAAAUUGUGGAUGUUCGAAAAAGAAUCUCAAUAGUUGGAAAUUGUGAGCGAAUUUUAGCGUUACUGAAAGUCGAAUUCUUUAAUAUUUACUCAAAUUUGAUUCCGAAUGGACAAAUAAUUAUAAAAAUCAACAAGGAUAAUCAUGUCAGAGUAAGAACUGCAAUAGUAGAAAGCCAACCGACUGAAAAAGUAUACAUAAUUGAGAGUGAAUGUAUAGAUAUGGUUCCUUUAAGUGAUGAGAGCAACAAAACUCUGCCAAAAGUGUACACUAAGGUUCUUAUUCCUCAGUUAUUUCCUUACGAAAAACUUUAUGUGUAUCUCGAAAAGUUUAAUCUUUUAAAUCUUAAUCUUAGUUUGGGAAUCGAAAAUAUCGAAAAGAUAAUUAAUCAUGUAAAGUACUCAAUUGAAAGUAAUAUAUCAAAUGCAUAAUUUUUAGAAUUAAUUAAAAUUAAUUUAUUUCUAGAACUUUUGUUUUAUUAGAUUUCUACAAUUUGUAUUUAUAGUCAAGCAAUAUUAAAUGUAUUUUUCCUUAUGAUAGAGAGAAUAAAUGAAAUAUUCACUUUUAUAUUGAACUUGCGAUACCGCUUUUCCUCUUAUACCUCACUUUCUUAAUAUAUGCCUCGAUUAAUUGUGUUAUUUUUUGUAUGUUUAUUUCUCCUGUUUUGUUAUGACAUAUCUG
This is a messenger RNA of Chironomus riparius, 4245 nucleotides long. The record is from the annotation of a GenBank genome assembly. NCBI's taxonomy places the organism in Eukaryota, Metazoa, Arthropoda, Insecta, Diptera, Chironomidae.